AUGGCAACAAGAGCAACCUCCGACGAAAAGGCUGUCGACACCCACGAAGCGAUUGACGAGCAGCAACAUGCUGGCCACAAGUCCCUCGAGAACACUGUGGUUCAGAAACCUCCGCAACUGAAAGCGACUGCCUCGAGUAAGUCGGAGCAUGUGCAGACGUCUGAUUCCAAGAAAGAAGAUUCCUCGCAGACGUUAGAGGAGAAAAGCAAAGCCGGCGUAGGCGACUAUUUCCGUGUCUUCCAGUACACCGACCUCCAAGGCCGACUUCUGUACGCUAUCGGAAUCACAUGUGCUGUGGCCAGUGGCGCUGCAUUGCCUUUAAUGACACUGGUCUUCGGAUCAUCAACUGGUUCGAUCAGCAACUACGGCUCCGGACAGGGUGGCGACUCGCAGCAGUUCCAAGCCAGCAUUCAUGGACUGGUUCUAUGGUUUGUGUACUUGUUCGUCGGCCGCUUUGUCAUAGGUUACUUCGGAACAUUAUGCAUGUGUAUCGCAGCAGCUCGAACGACCAACGCCUUGAGAAAAGCAUUCCUUGCGAGCUUGCUCAGGCAGGAUAUGGCACAUUUCGAUUUGCAAGGCAAUGGAUCCGUUGCUACACAGACUACCACGAAUGGGAACCGUAUCAACCAAGGCAUUGCCGAAAAGCUCUACACAUGCGUGGUGGGGCUCUCACUUUUCUUCUCCGCCUUCAUUGUUGCUCUUGCGGUUCAGUGGAAACUUGCGCUCAUUACAAUGAGUAUCGUCCCUGGCAUGAUGCUUGCGGUAGGGAGCUGUAUCGGCGUUGUCACACCUAUCGAGAACGAGAUUGUCCGCCUUUACUCACGUGCAGCUACGGUAGCACAAGAUGCACUGGGUUCGAUGAAGACCAUUCUGGCUUUUGGUGCGCAAGAAAAGAUAGUGACUCUGUAUGAUGAGUACCUGCGAGCAGCAUACGACAAAGGCAAGAAGAAGUCCGUCAUGUUCGGCAUACUCUUCUCGAGCCAGAACUUCUUCACGAUAUCUGGCAUGUCGCUUGCUUUUUGGGAAGGCUCGCGACUGUACCAAAGCGGGGAGAUCCCGAACGUCAGUAAAGUCAUAACUGUAAUCCUGAGCGUUACGCUUGGCACUACAUCAGUGCUGUUCUUCCUCCCACAGAUCGAAUCCAUCACAAACGCUUCGUCAGCUGCCGCAGAACUAUUUUCGAUCGUUGACAAGCCAUCACAGCUCGACCCACUCGAUUCCGCCGGCAGACGACCUACGAGUUGCACAGGCGAUAUCGAGAUUCGCGACUUACACUUCGCUUAUCCUAGUCGUCCGGAAGCACCAGUCUUACAAGGUCUGAACCUGAGAAUCCCGGCGAACAAAACUACGGCUCUGGUUGGGCCGAGUGGUUGCGGCAAGUCAACAAUAGUCGGUUUGUUGGAGCGAUGGUACCAGCCUACUUCGGGGCAAAUGAUCCUCGAUGAUCACGACAUUGCCGAUUACAAUACCGCUUGGUUGCGGAGCAAUCUCAGACUGGUACAGCAGGAGCCUACGCUCUUUCAAGGCACGGUGGCACAGAAUGUUGCCAAAGGCUUCGUUGGCACUCAGAUGACACUCCCGGAAGAGAAGCGGAUGCAGCUUAUACAAGAAGCGUGCAUCGCUGCCGAUGCACAUGAAUUCAUCCUGGGAUUGCCUGACGGCUAUCAUACAGCGCUUGGCGAGGGUGCGCGCAUGCUCAGUGGAGGGCAGCGACAGCGGAUUGCCAUUGCAAGGAGCAUCAUCUCCGAGCCAAGGAUCUUGCUGUGCGACGAAGCAACAAGUGCAUUGGACUCUCGUGCAGAGAAAGCCGUCCAAAGCGCUCUCGACCGCGUUUCAGCCAACAAGACCACGCUGAUCAUUGCACACAAACUUGCCACAGUAAUGGCCGCUGACAACAUUGCCGUCAUGGCAAAUGGGCAGGUAGUCGAACAGGGCAGCCACCAUGAGCUGCUCGAACGCGACGGACUUUACGCCGCCAUGGUGCGCGCACAGGAUCUAGGCGCCGAGCUAGAAGAAGGUGCACCCUCCAGAGCACCGGAAGUGGCGCCACAGGAGCACGAGAACCAUGGGGAGUACGGCUCGAGCGCUCCAACGCUUAUGCGUAUGCGAUCCGAGUACAAAGCUACAGAACCACAGUCCAAGGUUGAGCCGCUCACUGCUGGAACAUUGAAUCAGUCCCUCUUCAGCUGUGCCUUCGUCAUGCUGAAGGAGAACAAGGAUCUGUACCCGUGGUAUGCUCUCAGCUGCCUCGCUUACGUUAUGGUCGGUGGCACGUAUGCGGUACAGGCUGUCCUAUUCUCACGGCUGAUCAGAGUCUUCACGUUGCAAGGCGCGGAAGCACGAAACCAGGCUGAUUUCUAUGCCCUUAUGCUGUUUGUACUAGCGCUAGCGAACCUUGUUGGAUUCUUCUGCGUUGGAUUGGCCACCAACGCAAUUGGGCAAAGCCUGACGUAUCGCUACCGCAAGGAGAUGCUCCAGCGUAUCCUGAACAUGGACCUUGACUUCUUCGACUUUCCAGAAAAUGCUUCAGGAGCCUUGACAGCCAGACUGUCUUCUGUUCCGUCGGCAACGCAGGAGCUGAUGUCGCAGAACCUUGGUCUCAUGCUGAACGUUGUAGUAAACGUUAUUACGAGCAGUGCGCUUGCCAUCGCUUACGGAUGGAAGCUAGGUCUUACUCUGGUCUUUACGGGUUUGCCUCUCAUAGUUGCGAGUGGAUGGGUCCGAGUUCGACUCGAUCAGAGACUUGACGCUUCGACUGAAAAGCAAUUCUCAAGCAGCGCUAGUCUGGCUUCAGAGGCCGUGAUCUCCAUCAGAACAGUGAGUCUCCUCACGCUCGAGAACGAUGUUCUGCGCGAGUACAGCGAGUGUCUGGACGGUAUCGUGGCGAAAGUUAUUCGCAGCCUGCUUGUGACACUCAUCCCGUACUCCUUUUCACAAUCAGCGGACUUCCUUGUCAUGGCCCUUGGCUUUUGGUACGGAUCACGGCUACUCUCGACUGGGGAGUACACCUCGACACAAUUUUUCGUUGUCUUCAUUGCGAUAAUCUUCGGAGAUCAAGCUGCCGCGCAAUUCUUCACCUGGACGACGUCGAUCACUAAGGCCACUAGUGGCACGAAUUAUAUGCUCUGGCUAAGGACUAUUACCACUAACAUUCGCGAGACUGCAGAGAACCAGGAUAAAGCGCCGUCUGCUGGUGACGUCUCUGUUGGAUUACACGAUGUAGAGUUUCGAUACCGACAACGGCAAACAGCUAUAGUGUUACGUAGCAUAUCCUUGACCAUCAAACCCGGAACAUUUGCAGCUUUUGUCGGACCGUCUGGGUGUGGCAAGAGUACAAUCGUCUCACUCAUGCAGCGCUUCUAUGACCCGUCUUCCGGCUGCAUUACAGUGAACGAAGACGACAUCAAGCUCUUGUCACCCAGCUUGUAUCGUCGCUGCAUGUCGCUUGUUCAGCAAGAGCCGCCGCUGUAUCUCGGAUCCGUGCGCCAAAACAUCGCGCUCGGCUUAGACUACGAACCAUCCGAGGAGGAGAUGGCCGAAGCCUGCCGUCAGGCGAAUGUGCUUGACUUUGUGUCGUCUCUUCCUCAGGGGUUGGAUACUCCCUGCGGUUCGAAAGGUACACAAUUCUCCGGCGGGCAACGGCAACGUAUAGCUUUAGCAAGGGCUUUGAUCCGGAAACCACGCCUUCUGUUGCUUGAUGAAGCAACCUCGGCGUUGGAUACGCAGAGCGAGAAGGUUGUUCAGAAAGCGCUGGAUGAAGCGAUGUCAAGCCGCACUACUGUUGCCGUUGCCCAUCGGCUGAGCACGAUUCGUGACGCAGAUGUCAUCUUCGUCAUACAAGAUGGGGCAAUCGCAGAAUCCGGUACGCAUAGGGAUCUGCAGCGACGAAAAGGCAGGUACUACGCCAUGUGUCUGGCACAGUCCUUUGGUGAAUCUCGACUGGCGUAG
This is a messenger RNA of Baudoinia panamericana UAMH 10762, 3948 nucleotides long. RefSeq lists its product as uncharacterized. NCBI's taxonomy places the organism in Eukaryota, Fungi, Ascomycota, Dothideomycetes, Mycosphaerellales, Teratosphaeriaceae. Gene Ontology annotation, molecular function: ATP hydrolysis activity; ATP binding; ABC-type transporter activity. The transcript has 7 exons. Gene Ontology annotation, cellular component: membrane. The coding region runs from base 1 to 3948 and encodes 1315 amino acids. The record is from RefSeq and is a predicted model, not a curated record. Gene Ontology annotation, biological process: transmembrane transport.